AAAAAAAACCACCAAAUUAGCACAUAGAAUUAUUCCAUUGAAGCAUCUCCUCAUAAACCACAUCUCUCUAUAUAUACUCCACCAUCCAUGCAAUGACUCUUUGAUUCUUUCUAUAUAUUCAAAAGAACUCAAUUAAGUAAUUGCCAUGGGUGAAGGUCUCAAGCUUGUUUAUCAUCAUACUUUUGCCUCAUCGCCGCGAUCUGAACACUUAGACAAGUCAUGUGAAGGUUCACUCUCAUCCAUUUCGGUGAAUUCCUUUGAUUCAACCUUAUCUUCUUCCUCCGAUCACACCGACGAUGAUACGGCUUCGUCUUCUCAUCAUUCAAAUGGUCCUCUCUUUCAGUUAUCUUCACUCAUGGAUCAACUUCCAAUCAAGAAAGGGUUGUCAAAGUAUUAUGAAGGGAAGUCACAGUCCUACACUUCACUAUCCAAUGUGAGAUGCCUUGAAGAUUUAGCAAAGAAGGAGAGUCCAUAUAGAAGAAGGAUGAAGCUAAGUAAGAGCUAUGGAGGAGGGCUUGAUGUGAGCCAUAAGGCUAAUUUUGGUCCCAGGCCAUGUAGUAAGACUAUAAGUAAGAAAAGUUCAAGGAGUUCUUGCUCUUCUUUGGGUGCUUUAAUAAGAAGCAGCAGUAAUCUUCAUUGCAGCAGCAAACCUCCUCCAAUUCCUGUCCAUAAGAAUAACUUGCCUCACUUUUCUCUUAAUUAAAAUAUUAAUGAAUUAACUAGUGGAGAUUGUUUUAUUUGUUAAACUAUGCUUGUUUGAACAAUGUAUACAGAAGGAUGAUUGAUUUCUGAAUUGUUAGAAAGUUUUAAUUGAUCUGUAAUUUAUUUUUUCUCUGAAGUUUAUGAAAUUUGAUGCAAGAACAGUAUUAUAUAUGU
Messenger RNA from Dioscorea cayenensis subsp. rotundata (Guinea yam), 876 nucleotides. RefSeq lists its product as uncharacterized. Bases 146 to 703 code for a protein of 185 amino acids. The record is from RefSeq and is a predicted model, not a curated record. NCBI's taxonomy places the organism in Eukaryota, Viridiplantae, Streptophyta, Magnoliopsida, Dioscoreales, Dioscoreaceae. The transcript is spliced from 2 exons.